Messenger RNA from Erpetoichthys calabaricus (reedfish), 2714 nucleotides. RefSeq names its product scavenger receptor cysteine-rich domain-containing group B protein (gene ssc4d). Bases 276 to 2006 code for a protein of 576 amino acids. Gene Ontology annotation, cellular component: membrane. Lineage: Eukaryota; Metazoa; Chordata; Cladistia; Polypteriformes; Polypteridae. The record is from RefSeq and is a predicted model, not a curated record. The transcript is spliced from 12 exons.
ACCUCUAUCCAGCUGCCGGAUGAGUUUUUUUUUCUUUGCACAAAGUUCUUAUUUUUGUCUAAGUGGAUCAGUGCAUUGAUUUGUGCAGAAAACUAGCACAUGUAUGUAAAGGAACAUUUCAAGGGAAACACAAAGCCAGCUAUACCAAGUGUGGAUUUUUGUCUUGGAAAAGGCACUUAUUAUCAGGAGUAGAAACAGAGCGUCUGUAGAGAUUCUACUGGAAGAAAAACACUUUUCUUCCUGGAAGAGCCUGAAAACAGGUUUUUGAAGAGGACAUGAAAAUAACUAGCAGGUUGGACAAUCUGCAUGGGUCAUGGAGGCUGGUUCUCUGGCUAGUUGCAAUAUUUCUUACAACUCUGCUUCUGUUGAUUUUGAUGGGAAUUCAUGUUCAAUUUGGGCAUCACAGUCUACUAAAAAGAGAAACCCAAGCUAACAUGACCAUGCCUCCUGCGUCCACUCCCAUACAAGUCCGUCUGGUUAAUGGCAGGGGCCGCUGUGAGGGUCGAGUGGAGAUACUGUACAAUGACACCUGGGGCACAGUGUGUGACGAUGACUGGGAUAUUGUGGAUGCCAAUGUGGUGUGUCGUCAGCUGAGCUGCGGCCUUGCCCUUGCCGUCUCUGGAAGCGCUAUUUUUGGACAAGGGACAGGCCCAAUCCUCCUGGACAACGUGGACUGCAAAGGCACAGAGUCCGGGUUGAGCCAGUGCAGCAGCCUUGGCUGGGGUGUUCACAACUGCUACCACUACGAGGAUGUGGCCGUGACAUGCAAUGAUAUGUCUUUUCCUGUGAUAAGAGAGAAAAAUCAGCAAACUACACCAACCCCAAAGAAAACUGGACAGGAAGAGGGCAGUGUUCGCUUGGUAAAUGGACCAGAUGCCUGCCAGGGCAGGGUGGAGAUCUUUUACAAAGGAAGCUGGGGAACAGUUUGUGAUGAUGACUGGGGAAUAAAGGAUGCCAUUGUGGUCUGUCAUCAGGUUGGCUGCGGACCAGCUCUGGCUUUUACAACCAAUGCUUUUUAUGGAUACGGCACAGGACUCAUUCUUCUUGACAAUGUUAACUGUGAUGGAAGCGAAUCAUUUCUGGCCUCGUGCUAUAGUCUCGGUUGGGCUAUACACAACUGCGGGCACCACGAAGAUGCUGGAGUAGUGUGUGCAGGGACUGGGAUAUCAACGGUGGUGCCCAAUAGCACAACUACAAUGAACCAGACAAAAAAGACUGUCACUGAGAGCAUGGCAGUUGCAGCACUCACAGGCACAGUGACACAGGGGAUACCAUCAACUGCUGACUCACAGAUUCCCUCAGUUAGAGGCUCAAUUCGUGUUGUAAAUGGAAACAGCAGCUGCCAGGGUCGAGUGGAGGUCUUCUACAACAAUGCAUGGGGGACCGUGUGUGACGAUGAUUGGGAUAUGUUCAACGCUAAGGUAGUCUGCAAACAACUUGGUUGUGGAAGCGCCAUUGAGGCCAAAGUUUUGGGCUACUUUGGCUACGGCAGUGGACCUAUACUAUUGGACAACGUGGACUGUGAUGGAAGUGAGCCCUUCCUCUCUGAUUGUUUCCAUUUGGGAUGGGGUCAGCAUAACUGUGGUCAUCAUGAAGAUGCAGGGGUAAUUUGUGGAGAUGUUGUAAAGCUACCACCAAAGGAGCAGCUAACACAUACUACAACACCUUCACCAACAAUUCCCAGAGAAGGGGCAGUUCGACUGGUCAAUGGAAGGCACCGAUGUGAGGGUCGGGUGGAGCUGUACCUGGAAAAACAAUGGGGAACAGUGUGUGAUGAUGCCUGGGAUCUGAAAGAUGCAAGGGUGGUCUGCAGACAGAUGGGUUGUGGCAAUGCUACUGCAGCCCAGGAGGAAGCUUAUUUUGGCAGAGGCACUGGGAUUAUUCUACUAGACAAUUUAAAAUGCAGAGGCAAUGAAACAUAUCUUCAGCAGUGUUCCCAUAUUCGCUGGGAUGUCCACAAUUGUGACCAUUCAGAAGAUGCUGGAGUGACAUGUGCUCUGUCAUGAUUAGCCCUGCGGAAAACCUGAACAUAUGUAAAUCUAUAAAUGUUGUAAAUAUCCUUUUAGCCAGCAUAUAUAAAUAUAUAUGGAUUACUAUUAUGCACUUUAUAAAUAUGACACAAAUCUUUUUUGCUAGAAACCAAAAGUUACAAACCAUGUAAAAGACUUUUAAAUAUUUAAUUUUCAUGUACUGCUUUAUACCUUAAUUAGAUGAUUUAAUAUGGUGUUCUAAGGGACAUUUAUAAAUAAUUUAUAUAAGCCAAAAAAAAUCCAAUGAUGCUCUAAAGCAAACUUUUAUGUAGGGGAAACAUAAUUUAACAUUUUAUGUAAGUAUUAUGGCCUGCAGAAAGUUACAGCUAACAACUAAGUUCUCCAAACUCACAUUUUUCAUCUUCUCAUAGAUAAUUCAAAAUAAUUUAUUAAAAAUAAGCCCUUAAAAAUAAUGUAUUUUCUAGUUCUGCAGUCUUAUUCAUUAAUUUAUAUAACUGCCUUCUGUCAAAUAUUCAAUUUUUAAGAAUAGUAGACAUAAAGAACAAAGACAACUAAAAAAAAAAAGACCUCUUAAAUCUAUAUGGAAUACAACAGUACAUUAUAUUAAAUAUAUAAAACACAACAGACUAAACUGUAAUAAAUACUGUAUGGUGAAGUGUGUGAAGGACAACAAAUGACAUAUUCAAAAAAUUUGGACGAGAGAGGGCUUUGUGCCCAAACUAU